Macadamia integrifolia is the source of this 1459-nucleotide messenger RNA. Its product is annotated as E3 ubiquitin-protein ligase ATL4-like. The transcript has a single exon. NCBI's taxonomy places the organism in Eukaryota, Viridiplantae, Streptophyta, Magnoliopsida, Proteales, Proteaceae. The coding region runs from base 140 to 1255 and encodes 371 amino acids. The record is from RefSeq and is a predicted model, not a curated record.
CUAAUGCAUUACCCUCUCGCACCUCUCUUCUUCUCUCUCUCUUUCUCUAUCUCUCUAUCUCUUUACUCUUGUUUUCCCUGAUCAGAAUAGAAACUAGAACCUUAUCGGCUAUUCUCACUCUCUCUCUCUCUCUCACAGUAUGAGAAGAAGGUUGGAUCUCUUGCCUCAGCCGCCGCCUCCACCAUUGCCAGUGUCCAUUGGAAGUGGAAUUCCAGAGACUACUGCUGGUGGUGGUGGUGCUGAUGAUUAUUCUUUGUCGUCGUCGUCGUCGCCGUCGCCGACGAAAGGGAAUCUGAACCCGAGCCUUCUCAUAAUCUCUCUCAUCCUUCUAGCAGUGUUACUUUUCUCCGUCUUACUCCACCUAUUCCUCCGCUACCUCAGCCGCUCCUCCUCCUCUUCCUCCGGUGAUCACAACGUGGCAUCUGCAGACCACACACAUCACGCUCACCGAAUCUCCAGUCGCCGUGUUUCCCCCGAGUAUCAAUCUCUAAUUGAUUCACUCCCUCUCUUUUCCUUCGGCUCUGUCGCUGGUAUCAAAAGCUCAACCACAGUUGAUUGUGCUGUUUGUUUAUCCAAACUCGAACCUCACGAUCAGCUCCGCUUGCUUCCACUCUGCUGUCACGCCUUCCAUGCCGACUGCAUCGACACGUGGCUUGCUUCGAACCACACUUGUCCUCUCUGCCGAUCAACUAUCCGUGUGGACGAAUCCGAGGAACUUGCAAAGCUUUCUUCUUUAUCGGCCGGUGGUGGAGAUAGUUUCCGGUUAGAGAUUGGAAGCGUCAGUCGCCGGAGUAGUGCUGUCACCGAUUCCGGUGGCGUUCCCAACUCCCGUAGGUCUUAUUCCAUUGGAUCAUUCGAUUAUGUGGUGGAAGAAGACUCUGAAGUUGUGGUAGCGGGCAGGCAAGGAGGUUCUGAGUACAAUCAUGGGCGGAAGGAUAUAAAUGGUGCGGAUUCUACGGCGGAGGCGAAUGUGGCUGUACCGGAAAUGCCGGGAGAUCAGGUGGCGGCGGAGGUUGGCGGUGGUGGGAGAUCGUGGUUGAAGGAUUAUGUGGACCGGUUGGCUUCAUCGGCUUCCUCGUCGUUUUCUUCUCGGACUCUAUCGUUUCGACAUCCAGGUAGGAUUUUUAACGGCAGUAGUCGCCGGAGCGGUGACGGUGCCGUUGCCGGUGUUGGGGAAGUCGGGAGUUGGGAUUUGGAGGGAAAUUGGGUAAGCGAAGAAAUGGGGAGCUUCUUUCGGUGGCUGUCAGGGGUAUGACUGGUAAUUUUAGAUCAUAAUUGGGGCAAUUUUGUUGUGUAGGAAAUAACAAGAAAUAGCCUCAAGGGUUCUGUACAAAAAUUGGAAUUUUUUUUUGCUGGGUUUAACUUCUUGUCACUGCGCAUGGCUGACAUUUUAUUUUUUGUAAUUAUGUAUCAUUUUCAUUUCUAAGCAACGUUAAUUGUGGCUGAAAAUUUGUUAACA